AUGUGGUCAUCACUACCGGAACCGCUAUUACUCGAGAUAUUUAAGAACCUGACGACCAAUGAGAUGGCGAACGUAUGUCUGGUAUGCCAUCAGUGGUCACGCGUCGGAUGCGAUGAUCUGUUGUGGAAACACCUGUUUUACAAGCGCUUCGAUACCAUCGACCGAUCCGUUGAUCGGCCCAUCGGUUCCUUUGAAAGCGAGACUCUGGAGGGACACGACAAUCAAGUACUGCACGUGUCGUUUGCACACAACGGCCGACUCUUCAGCUCGUGCUCUAAGGAUGGGUUUGUGAAGCUGUGGUCAACAGAGUGUGUGCCCACUCGAGUGCGGCACUCGGCAGACAUGAAGCAGUACUCAUGGAAUUACACGCAAUACUCGCAGUUCAACGAAGCGGACACUUUGUUGUUGGUGUCGGGCGUCCACUUUGGCGUCCAUACGGCCAGCGGUGAGAUCGCGGUCUUCAAUCUGGAGAGCGACGACUUCCAGCUUCAGUGCCGAGUGUUGAACAAACCGUACGAUAUAUUCGGCACGUGGUAUACAAACGAUUACCUCAUCUCGAGUCGGUUGCACUUCUUGGGCCAUUUGGUUUCGUGUUCUGCCCUUUGGCUCAAUAAGGCGUGGCAGGAGUCGGAGUCCGAACGCAAACCAAUUAUUAAACGUAUGUUUAAGUUCUACAACAAAAACGCCUCUUCCAUCCGAACUGUUCUCGUGGCCGACUGUCUCCCCGAUGAACCCCCAGAGGACCCCCUCCUGACCGCCACCGCCAGCACUAGCGAUCACAAGCCGUCCGCCUCAAGAAGUCGUAAUCAAAGCUCCUAUAGUAGCGCUCAUAGAGGAAACCCAUUCUCCAGUUUAGGCACUAAUCGAUUGCUUAAAUCAUUACAAACACCGCCUAAUUAUAGUCAACGGAUCGACUUUUAUGGCGCCGACUCUAACAUCUCGUGCACUAAUGAGAGCCCCAUUCGAUACAGUUCUGAAUACCGGUGCGAACAGCGCUCGUCCGCCACAGACUCCGUCGGCCAACGGACUGGCGAUACGUUGCGACGAGCCGUCAGUAAUGACACGGAUUCGGGUGACAGUGAUUUCGAUGACCCGCCGCUCCCUUGGAAUGAGGAUUGGCUUAAGUUAAGCGACGAUGAGCUCAAUGAGGACGUGGUCUCCGAUGCCUUUCCAAUCUCGAAGAUAACAUCUAAAAAACACUCGUAUAAUAAGUCAUCUAAUAGUCCGAAAGUGGGAUCGCAUUCGCAAAACUCUUGCACCGAAGAGGAGUCCAGCAGUAGAUCUAGUCGUUUGCUGUGCAAUAGGGAUAAACUAUUGUUAUUCACGUCGGGUUCGCAGACCUAUACUCCCCAUCAAAUUGGUAUCAAACGAAUCAAACCGAUUAUGUUUGAAGAGUUUGUCUCCGAAACGGCGUCUCUUUCUAAACGACUUGAGGAGAGACGACAGGAACAAGAAAGUCAAGCGAUGGCCGCCUCUCCCAAUUGGCACGAGGAGGAGGCCGUCGCGCAUAUGUUUGAUACCGUCGACCACACCAUUGACCUGAAGGGACAUAUUAUUGGUAUGGGUUUGAGUCCCGAUCACAGGUAUCUGUACGUGAACUCGAGGUCGUGGCCCGAAAACGCCACAAUCGAUAACCCCUUACACCCGCCGCCUAUCGCUAAUCAAAUAGACAUUCAUGUAAUUGAUUUGAAGACAUUUAAAAGAGUGGGGAAUAUGUUUCGCUCGCAUAAGGCCUAUACGCCGAAUGACGAGUGCUUUUUCAUAUUCCUGGAUGUUUGCGAUCAGUUCGUGGCCUCCGGUGCUGAAGACAAUCACGGAUACAUUUGGGACAGACAUUACGGCCUGUGUUUGGCGCGACUCCCGCACAGAGAUAUCGUCAAUUCGGUGGCAUUUAAUCCAAAAGACCCCGAAAUGAUGGUUACGGCCAGUGAUGACAAAACGCUCAAAAUAUGGAGAUCCAAGUCUCAAAUGAUACGCAAACGGCAGCCUUAACUCAAUUACUGGUUUUAGUAAUUAAUGACAAGUUUUGUGAUUUGCUUUUGUUUUGUUGGUUUCAAUUAUUUUUUACAAUCUUUUUUACCUCUUGUUAUAAAUAAUUUGAAAUAACAUUUACAUUAAGUUUACUAAUAGUAUUUGUAAUUUAACUUA
This is a messenger RNA of Medioppia subpectinata, 2148 nucleotides long. The record is from the annotation of a GenBank genome assembly. NCBI's taxonomy places the organism in Eukaryota, Metazoa, Arthropoda, Arachnida, Sarcoptiformes, Oppiidae.